This is a messenger RNA of Mus caroli (Ryukyu mouse), 4352 nucleotides long. RefSeq names its product phosphatidylinositol-4-phosphate 5-kinase type 1 gamma (gene Pip5k1c). Gene Ontology annotation, biological process: phosphatidylinositol phosphate biosynthetic process. Lineage: Eukaryota; Metazoa; Chordata; Mammalia; Rodentia; Muridae. Gene Ontology annotation, molecular function: 1-phosphatidylinositol-4-phosphate 5-kinase activity. The record is from RefSeq and is a predicted model, not a curated record. Gene Ontology annotation, cellular component: plasma membrane.
CCUGUAGUGCAGGCGGCGCUUGUUGUUCAGCGGCGGCGGCCGAGCUCGGGUGCAUCCUCGGGCCCGCCGCCGCCGCCGGAGCGUUCGGCCAUGGAGCUAGAGGUGCCGGACGAGGCGGAGAGCGCCGAAGCGGGGGCCGUGACGGCGGAGGCGGCCUGGUCUGCGGAGAGUGGGGCGGCGGCAGGUGUGACCCAGAAGAAGGCUGGCCUUGCAGAGGCCCCCUUGGUGACAGGGCAGCCAGGCCCUGGCCAUGGGAAGAAGCUGGGCCACCGAGGCGUGGAUGCAUCCGGAGAAACUACAUAUAAGAAGACCACCUCGUCCACCCUGAAGGGUGCCAUCCAGCUGGGGAUCGGGUACACGGUGGGCAACCUGAGCUCGAAGCCGGAGCGGGACGUGCUCAUGCAGGACUUCUACGUGGUGGAGAGCAUCUUCUUCCCCAGUGAAGGGAGCAACCUCACCCCUGCCCACCACUUCCAGGAUUUCCGCUUCAAGACCUAUGCACCUGUUGCCUUCCGCUACUUCCGGGAGCUCUUUGGCAUCCGUCCAGAUGACUAUUUGUACUCCCUGUGCAAUGAGCCACUCAUUGAGCUCUCCAACCCUGGGGCCAGCGGCUCUGUCUUCUACGUCACCAGCGACGACGAGUUCAUCAUCAAGACUGUCAUGCACAAGGAGGCAGAGUUCCUGCAGAAGCUGCUGCCUGGCUACUACAUGAAUCUCAACCAGAACCCACGGACGCUGCUGCCCAAGUUCUACGGGCUGUACUGCGUGCAGUCUGGUGGCAAGAACAUCCGUGUGGUGGUCAUGAACAAUGUGCUGCCCCGUGUCGUCAAGAUGCACCUUAAGUUCGACCUCAAGGGCUCCACGUACAAGCGCAGGGCCAGCAAGAAGGAGAAGGAGAAGAGCCUGCCCACCUACAAGGACCUGGACUUCAUGCAGGACAUGCCCGAGGGGCUGCUGCUGGACUCCGACACCUUCGGCGCCCUGGUCAAGACGCUGCAGCGAGACUGCCUGGUGCUGGAGAGCUUCAAGAUAAUGGACUACAGCCUGCUGCUGGGCGUGCACAACAUCGAUCAGCAGGAGCGGGAGCGCCAGGCUGAGGGCGCCCAGAGCAAGGCAGAUGAGAAGCGGCCCGUGGCCCAGAAGGCUCUGUAUUCCACGGCCAUGGAGUCUAUCCAAGGUGGAGCUGCCCGUGGGGAGGCCAUUGAGACAGAUGACACGAUGGGAGGAAUCCCAGCAGUGAAUGGGCGUGGGGAGCGACUGCUCCUCCACAUCGGGAUCAUUGAUAUUCUGCAGUCCUACAGGUUCAUCAAGAAGUUAGAACACACCUGGAAGGCCCUCGUCCAUGAUGGGGACACUGUCUCAGUCCACCGGCCCAGCUUCUAUGCAGAGCGCUUCUUCAAGUUCAUGAGCAGCACGGUGUUCCGGAAGAGUUCCUCCCUGAAGUCCUCUCCAUCCAAGAAAGGACGUGGUGCCCUGCUGGCGGUCAAACCCCUGGGGCCCACUGCUGCCUUCUCAGCCAGCCAGAUCCCCAGCGAGAGAGAGGAUGUGCAGUACGACCUGCGGGGGGCCCGAAGCUACCCCACGCUUGAGGAUGAAGGCCGGCCUGACCUCCUGCCCUGCACCCCACCGUCCUUUGAGGAAGCCACCACAGCCUCCAUCGCCACCACCCUGUCGUCCACCUCCCUCUCCAUCCCAGAGCGGUCCCCUUCAGACACAUCGGAGCAGCCCCGGUACAGGAGGCGCACGCAGUCUUCAGGCCAGGAUGGCCGGCCCCAGGAGGAGCCCCAUGCGGAAGACCUGCAGAAGAUAACUGUGCAGGUGGAGCCAGUGUGCAGUGUGGGGGUUGUCCCCAAGGAGGAGGUUGCAGGAGUGGAGGUCCCCCCAUGUGGGGCAUCGGCUGCAGCCACUGUGGAAAUAGACGCUGCCAGCCAGGCCUCAGAGCCUGCCAGCCAGGCCUCAGAUGAGGAGGACGCACCCUCUACAGACAUCUAUUUUUUCGCCCAUGGGAGAUACUGGCUUUUCUCUCCCCGUCGUCGCCAACUGCGGGCCGUGACACCAAACCACACAGGCGCUCCCACCGACGAGAGGAGCUGGGUGUACUCCCCGCUUCACUAUAGCGCGCGGCCCGCCUCCGACGGCGAGAGCGACACAUAACUUCUAUGCAGUCCCCAAUCUGGAGCCCAGCGUCCUUCUGCCACCCCAGCCACUUCCUGGAGGCGCUGCCCCCCACUGGGGCUCAGAGCUCAGCGACAUCACCCUGAUGGCCCCUGGCCCGACCUUGUUCUCUCCCUCUCCACCAACGGACGUCACUGGCCAGGCCCAGCCCCAGGAUAGCUCAGGCUGCCAUCAGCUGCUACCUGUGCCUGUUGGGGCAGCAAGAUUUGGAGUGCCCAUCCUGUAUUUAUUUGGGUCUUUUUUUUUUUUGGACAAAGAGUGAACACAGGUGUGAUUUUCUAGAAAGAAGACAAGACACAGAAAACCCAGGAAGAAGCUGCAGCCACCAGCCUAGGUGGAUCAGGCUCUACAUGUCUCACUACUCUGGGGACCGAGGCCCGGUAGCUCCAGUAAAAGCCACACACUCCAGGGCUCUUGUUAUGGCCUGCAGAGGAGACAGGCCCUGGAGCCUCCGCUUGCCAGCCCAGGUCUGUGCUCCUGAGUUGGGUCACCUCAACAGAGCCCCUCUGUCACCUCAGGUUUGGGACCCGAGCAAACCAGAACUAGGCAUGCCCUGUGGUCUUUCUGCAUCUGUUUACUGCCACUGGAAGGACAUCCCCACGCAUGACUGUCACCUGAUGCUGGACUGGGAGGGUCCAUGUCAUCUGCCUCUCAUCUCCUUGAAGCCCUGAGCUGGUGCCGUGGGUCCCCUCAACUACUAGGGGAUUCUCUGCCCUGAGAAGGGCACAGUCAGGCUGCAGGUCCUAAGACACUGUGGCUGAAGAAAAUAAGGGAGAAAGUGACAUCACCUCAGCAAAGCCAGCUAUGUCCACCGAACACCAGGGAGAUUGCGGCCAGCCGUCUCCUCCCCUGGGCAGACCCCAGUGUGUUGGGUUACAGUCCAAUCGUGUCAUGCCCCUGCUUCAUGGAUGGUCCACCCACGGUGUGCUGGUAGGAGGAGUCAAGCUGAAAUGUUCUGAAAGCCAGCAGCCUGAAGCCACUGCUUUUGGGCCAGCCGCAUAGGCCUCUUGGGUUGCACCUUCAGGGACAGAGGUCAGGACCUGGCUGGCUUCCAAGGACUGCAGCAGCCGUGGAGGCAGUGAGGAGCAUGAUGCUAUCAUCGUGGCCAGAAAAGGCAUGGCCAGGGACAGGACCUGUGUGGGGGCAGAGAUGGACAGAUGCCUGUCCCUGGACCUCAGUCAGUCCCCUUCCUGUUUUGGGAUGCACAGUGAACACACUGGUAAGCUGCUGCAGGAGUUAAUUCAGGGGCUGCAAAGGCAACUCGGGUUGGGCCUUGCACAGACCCAGCAGGUGUAAUAUCACACCUGUCAUCCCAGCACUUGGAAAGUUAAAGCAAGAGGGUUGUGGCAAGUUCCAGGCUAGCCUGGUACAGAAUGAAAUGAGACCAAAAGAUAAAACUUCCAGGGCUGGCCCUACCACUCAGUGGGCAGAGCUCACCCAGCUGCGUAAGCCCUGAGUUCCAUCCCAGCACCACAGAAACCAGAUGGGGUGGCACACAGCUGCCGUCCCUGACUUGGGAAGUAGAGGCAGAAAGACAUGCAAGGUCAUCCUUGGUGGCUGUAACCAGUUGGAGGCCAGCCUGGGCUACAUGAGACCCUCUCAAAAGAGAAACUGUAAAUAUCUUUGUGACUCCCCAUCGUGUCCCCAUCCUGUUCUCUCCAACGACCACUUGCCCCACCGUGGACGGUGUGUGAACUGUACUGUAAGGCCUGGGGGCGCCUCCAAGGCUGAAGAGGUGCCCUCUCCGGCCCACUUCUGUUCUCCUCAAGCCAUCCCAGCAAGCCCCCUGUCCAGCCCCACAUCAACCUCAGUGCAAUAUGCCCUCCCCGUGGGGUCCCUUGGCACGGUACUGUCUGCAGCCCCUUGUCUCUCACCCCUAGCUCCACUCUCCCGGUGGUUAAAAAUCGCAUCGCACAUCCUCCCCCCAAUCCUGUUUGUAUUGUUGAAUCCAUUCUGUAAACUACAAACCUCGUGUGUCUUACUCAUCAGGACUUGGGAUCCCUGGUCCUCAGCCUAUGUGGUCUGGUGUUUGACAAUCCAAGUACAGUGUCCUCUUGGCACCAACCAGAGGGGCCUGUCCCUCCAGCGCAGCCGGCAAAUGUAUGCAGCCCAGGUCCCCGCCCCACCUGUCACAGCCCCUCUUUUUGAGAUCUGUAAUAAAUCUCUAAUAAGAAACA